Mercenaria mercenaria is the source of this 1863-nucleotide messenger RNA. RefSeq lists its product as uncharacterized. Gene Ontology annotation, cellular component: nucleoplasm; chromatin. Gene Ontology annotation, biological process: positive regulation of DNA-templated transcription. Gene Ontology annotation, molecular function: ubiquitin-protein transferase activity; zinc ion binding. NCBI's taxonomy places the organism in Eukaryota, Metazoa, Mollusca, Bivalvia, Venerida, Veneridae. The record is from RefSeq and is a predicted model, not a curated record. The transcript has a single exon. The coding region runs from base 1 to 1863 and encodes 620 amino acids.
AUGGCAACUGCAGCAGGUAAUGAAUAUGAUGACAAUGCUUCAUUAACACAGGAGUCAGAUGAAAUAAAAGAGAUGUAUUGUGAAAAUUGUGAAAAGGAACUGGGAACUGUAGUUACAGCGGAUGGAUUUUGUGUCGAGUGUAUGGAGUAUUUGUGUUCUACCUGCCUCAGAUAUCACAAAAAGUAUGUGCCUGACCAUACCCUGCAAGAUAGUGCCAACAUGCCACAAGACUUCUGUUUUGAAAAAUGCCAGAUCCAUAAAGUUGAAUUAACUAAGUUUUACUGCAAAUCUUGUGACCAGAUAGCAUGCCCAAAAUGUAAGACUGAACACCACAAAGAAUGUACAGUUGACCACAUUCCAACAUUGGUUGGAUCUACUGAUAUCAAGAGUGAAGUAAUGAAGAUAAAUCUAUCAAUUGAUCAAAGUUUAGAACAAUUGGCUACUUCAAGAGAUAACCUAAACUCAAAACUAACAGAAGUUCACUCAAACAGAGCCAAUGCUAGUGCUUCAAUCAAGAUGCAAAAAGAUAAACUAAAAUGUGUUUUAAACAAAAACUUUCAACUUCAACUGAAAGAUAUGGAUAGGAGGCAUGACAGUUUUUUGAAAGAUCAUGAAAAGAGAAAAGCUGACUUACUUGAAAAGUUAGACAAAGAGAAGGAAAUGUUAACACAUAACCAUCUCCUUCAAAAAGAGAAAAUUCAAGAAGAACAAAGGCUACUUGAAGAACAGUUAGAAGAAGGUGAUGAAAAACUAAACAAUGAUUCAGAAAAACUAAAACAAACUGAUGAGUUGAAACUGCAGACACAGAUAUCAAAUGCAAACAAAACUGGGGCAGACCUAACAGACUUGAAAACAAACUUUCAAACAAAAAUAAGAACAGGACAGAAGAGUAGAGUAUUUUGGGCAGUAAAAACAGCUAAAUACGAGGUAGAGAAACUGAAAACUGAUACAGAUGAAGCAAGCCAGGACAUUGAAAUAAAUAAUUAUGAAUUUCAACCAUGUGAAGUGCCUCCAAGAACUGAUGCAAUCUUAAGCUUUGGUUCUCUUACAGAAAAAUGUAGAAGAAAAAGAAAAAUUUCUAAAGAGUACUCAAUUUCAGUGGAAUCAAUAUCUGAUACCAAAAAUAGCAAAAUAACAGGAUUAUGCAAACUCUCUGACAACUUUCUUGUUGCUGUUGACAAUGAUAAUGCUUCUUUUAAACUUAUAGAUGCAAAAAAACACACCCUGUCAUCUACUCUGCAAUUAGAAGACAAGCCUUUUGGUGUAACAAAAGUAGAAGACAAUGAAUUGGCUGCCACACUACCAGAUGUUGGAAAGAUCCAGUUCCUCUCCAUUACUCAAGCUACAGAAUUGGCUAUAGGUCCUCAUCUUGCUGUCAAGAAAUACUGUCAUGGCAUUGUGUACAAGAAACCAAAUCUUAUAGUAUUGUUCACCACAAAACCAGGUGAAGUGCAAAUCUUGGACAAAAAUGGAACAAUACUGAAAAACUUCAGUGAUCUGGACAAUCCUGUUUAUAUUGCACUUGGUACAAACAAGAGCAUGCUAUACAUCAUUCAUAGAGCAAAGCUUCCACAUAUGCCAAAGGCUUUGACAAAAAUGUCAACAGAUGGAGAUAUUAUUACAACAAAACAAAUACACACCGUCAGUGAAGUUGGUUUAACAGUAGACAAAGUAGGAACUAUCUAUAUCUGUUGUGCAUCAAGCAAAAUUAUUCAAAUGUCUGUUGAUCUCAAAACAAAGCAUGAGAUACUUACGCCACCUCAGCAUCAAGUCAGAAGGUCAUCUUCAAUUUUCUACUGCAGUAAGGAAAAUAAACUCUAUGUUGGUGGAGAAGGGGCUAUUAACGUUUAUAAAGUUAAAUAG